AUGUUGGCGAUCCUGACAGCCAGUAGCUCAGGUGGCGUGCUGGAUAAACCCAUUUCUUCUAUUAAGACCAAGUUUUUGAACCAGACACCCCUCAAAGAGGGUCACCGCUUCCUUUUGGAGAAGGCAAAUAGCAGCCAACGCGAGGAAAUGGGAGUUCUCAAGAAUCCUGGCACUUUGAAUGAGCAGUUGGUGGCCAUGGUUAACUCCUCGUACGAUGUCAAAACUGAUUCUGCGACCAUGUAUAAUGUCGACACAUCCCGCUACGAAAUCAAAAACCGCACAUUGAGCAGUGCAACUCUCAAGUCCUUUUCUGGUUAA
Drosophila bipectinata is the source of this 318-nucleotide messenger RNA. RefSeq lists its product as uncharacterized. The record is from RefSeq and is a predicted model, not a curated record. Lineage: Eukaryota; Metazoa; Arthropoda; Insecta; Diptera; Drosophilidae.